This is a messenger RNA of Schizophyllum commune H4-8, 1146 nucleotides long. RefSeq lists its product as uncharacterized. Lineage: Eukaryota; Fungi; Basidiomycota; Agaricomycetes; Agaricales; Schizophyllaceae. The record is from RefSeq and is a predicted model, not a curated record. The transcript is spliced from 2 exons. Bases 169 to 1005 code for a protein of 278 amino acids.
AGGAGUGCGUAUUUGCCGCGUGGCAGUCACGCGUAUGCAAUCACGUGACAAUAUACGAAAUUGGCUGCUCGCGUUCGUUCAGGCUUGACAAAAGCGAGCAUUCCGCGGACAUUCUGCCUCAGUCUCCACAACACACACACGUACACUUCUUUCGGCGCGACUAUCAACAUGCCCGCACUCGUCACUCGCCAACCCGCGCCGGCCGUCGUCACCACAAAGAACAACAAACGCAACUCCGCUGCCAACCGUCAUACCGACACCGCGGAUGCGCGCACAGCCUCUCAUGGCUCUGUUGCAGCUACCGCCGCUGCGACGCAGGAGGACGAGGCGGCGGACAGGGUGCCAGCCCCCACUAAGAGUCGAUCGGUGACCGUCAAGAUGCCCCGCAUAUACGACGUUAUAUGCCCACGCUGCCACGCCCACAUUCCCAUCUUCAUCAUGCGCAAGCACACCCGCAAUAUCGACCGCAUAGAGGAGAAGCAGGACGCUGCGGAGGAGGAGCAUAAACGCGUCUGCGCGAAGCAGGUCCAGCCACGCUCCAACAAACCCCGACCCUCGCCCACCGUAUUGCGCCCAACCUCGCGCCAGACGAAGAAGGCUAGUGGCGUCCCUGCGGCGAAGGUCGCCAAUGCCAAAGUCAACGUUGGCGCAGCCAAGAACACGACGCCCUCCACUCGCUCUGACGGAAGCAAGGGCGCCGGCCGCGUCAAGGGGUCUUCCUCUGCACCUCGGGCUGGUCUGACUGAGGGCGAUCGCGAGGCUGCGCUGAGAGCUCGCACUGCCGCGGCGGAAGCCAGGCGCCUGGAGGAUUCACAUAGACGCGCUCAGAGAGCGGCCUACCUGGAACGCUUGAAGAGAGAGUUCCCUCUCAAUGGCGACAGGCCUGCUGGCAAGCGCGGCAGGGAAAUGCCAGAAGAUGACGCGCGUUGUAUCUCAUGGCUCCGCAACGAUUUGUUCAAGCCGAAGGACGGGGAGCCUGACGCGAAGAGGCCACGCAAGGAGUAAAUACACAGUUGUUGGCGAAGUCAGCGUACGCUACCUUAGGAAAUCUUCAUGGGGCGCUGACAGUAUCUCUUUUGUAUCUGGCUUUCAUUUGUACCAUACCCGGCCUUGAAUCUGAUGUCGCGUUCAAACGCAUUAUUGUCG